Molecule: messenger RNA, 690 nt
Organism: Capronia epimyces CBS 606.96
Lineage: Eukaryota; Fungi; Ascomycota; Eurotiomycetes; Chaetothyriales; Herpotrichiellaceae
Exons: 1
Coding region: 1-690 (229 amino acids)
Cellular component (GO): nucleus
Molecular function (GO): histone H2A acetyltransferase activity; histone H4 acetyltransferase activity; protein N-terminal-serine acetyltransferase activity
Source: RefSeq, a predicted model, not a curated record
AUGGCCGCCUCGGAUGGUGCUGGUGGUACACGCCGGUCCCUACGGAGUAAGGCUCCGGCACAGGCAAAAGUGGUGGAAGCAGCAAACGCGCUUGCCGCAUCAGACUUCUUCGCAAAGUACGACAACGACAAGCCAACAACCCCAUCAGCUUCUCUACUAGACAGCUUCUCAGACCUGCAGCUGCAGAGAUGUCAAGCCGAUGCCUCGCAUCUCCCGCCGCCACUGUUCGAACAAUGUUUGAAACUGAUCGAACAGACCAGCGCAGAAGACUACCAGAACUCUGAGGUCAAGUGGUCGCUGCCAAAAAAGAGGAAAGAGAUGAGACUGCCUGACAUGAGAUAUAUUGUCCUGGUGGAAAGCAAGACCUCGCGCCUUGCCGGCUUCAUCUCCUUUAUGAUCACCUACGAGGAUGGCUUCGAGGUUGUGUACAUCUACGAAAUCCAUUUCGCCCCUGAGUGGCAGGGCCAAGGGCUGGGGAAGAAGCUUAUGCAAAUCGUCGAGGCGAUUGGCCAGAACGUCGGUGUGACCAAAGCCAUGUUGACCGUCUUCAAGACGAAUACUCGAGCUGUCAAUUGGUACUACAGGCUGGGUUACCGAGAAGAUGAGUUUUCUCCCGGUCCACGAAGACUACGGAAUGGCACAAUUAAAGAACCAAGUCACAUCAUCCUCUCGAAAAGAUUGAACGACUGA